UUAACAAGUCCCAGAAGAGCGGUGCGCUUCAGCUGCUUACCGCACCACACGGAGCGCGCACUGGUCAAGUGCAGGUUACUGGAGAAACAGGUGUGCGCAGUGCAGUGGUCACUCCAAGGGGUGUGGAUGAGGUGAAGACAUGGACAGGCUUUACGUUUAUUACGCGCUCUUAUUUUCAGUGGCCGUGUUCUCGGUUGUCUCCCCGGGCUUGGCGCGGUCUCUGAGGACCAAGCGGGGCCUGCUGGAGCUCGCGGGCGUCAUCAAGUGCAGUACGGGUCGCGUGGCGAUGGCAUACAUGAUGUACGGCUGCUACUGUGGGCUCGGCGGUCAGGGAUGGCCUCGAGACAAAGCCGACUGGUGUUGCCAUAAGCAUGACUGUUGCUAUGGUAAGGCAGAGGAGAUGGGAUGCCAGAGCAAGACGGAGCACUACAAGUGGACCUGCGAGAACCACACCUCCGACUGUGAGUCGAUGAAGGACAAGUGUGCGCGGGCGCUGUGCCGCUGCGAUCGCGAGGCUGCCAGGUGUCUGCAGAGGGCGCCGUACAAUACCAAGUACGCCAUGUGGCCAGACUUCAUGUGCGGAGACGACCAGCCCACCUGCGCCUACCACUGAGGAGGGAGAGGGGAAGGAACACACCUGGAUAUAUACACAGGGAUACAUGGAUACAUAUGCACAGGGAGAGAGUCGAGCCUAAGAGCCCACCCUUAAAUCGGCACACGUUUUUCUAUGUUUUAUACUCUUGUGAAACUUACAAAAUUCACUCAAAUAUACAUAUAUUAUACUAUAGCCUAUAUUUUAUGUUAACACUUAUUAUUUAUGUUUCACAUUUCUCACAUUGCCAUUUCCAAAAUGUAAACACCAGUAUAGUAAUGGUGAUAAUUGUAUCUAAUUUGAAAGGGAAAAUCUAGAGGUCGUUGCUCAAGAGAGAAACAUGCACAAGGGCAAUUACUUUAGUCACGUAAUGCAACCGAUUCUGCCGACAUUCCUUAAAUCAUUUAGCCUUUAAGAGUGUAUCGUCACACUGGUGUGUAGCGUCACACCGGUGUGUAGCGUCACACCGGUGUGACGGGGAAUCUUAGGGCAGUGAAAGUUCUAUAGAAUUCUCAGCGCCAUACAAUACAAUUUGUUUUUUUUAGAAUCUUGCAUUGUACACAUUCUUAGUACAGAAUGUUCAAAAUCCCACACUCUCAGUAGUUGUUUUGCAGCAUUCUAGAACCAGUUUACUGAAAACAUAAAUACAGAAUUUAUAACUGUAAGUUCCAAAUGUGUUUUUUUUUUAAACUAAGGGAUAUAUCAGUUGGACAAGACACAAUGUUUUAUUAAAAAACAUUUUAUUCA
This is a messenger RNA of Engraulis encrasicolus (European anchovy), 1339 nucleotides long. Its product is annotated as phospholipase A2-like. The record is from RefSeq and is a predicted model, not a curated record. The transcript is spliced from 4 exons. Gene Ontology annotation, molecular function: calcium ion binding; phospholipid binding. Gene Ontology annotation, biological process: lipid catabolic process; phospholipid metabolic process; arachidonate secretion. NCBI's taxonomy places the organism in Eukaryota, Metazoa, Chordata, Actinopteri, Clupeiformes, Engraulidae. Bases 140 to 613 code for a protein of 157 amino acids.